AGUAAAUUUCACCUUGUUAAGAUUCCAUGAUAUCCCUAUUUUUAAAGAACACUCCAAUGAUUUAGUGCAGUUGACUUUUAACCGUGAACUAUAUCGCAUUAAGUGGUCUACCUGGCCAGGACUAAUUUCAUAUUAAGUGCGAUAUUAAUUUUCGAAAAUGCGUUUUAUUGUCGAUUUUUUUAUCAUUGGUGCAUACCUAAUCACAACUACUUUACACGUGAGCGAAGGCAUAAGAUGGCUAUCAAUGCAGAACGCGAACAUUCAGUGGAUAAAACCAAAUCCAAUGAAACAAAAGAUAAUAACAUUGGGAACGCCAAAACUGGAUAUCAAAGCACCAUGUGCGUACGCAAGGAAACAUUUCGGUUUCACAAGAUUGCAAACGAAAAUUUGCAAAUCUCAUCUGGAAAUGUUUCCUUUUGUCGAAUCGGCGGCAUCAUUGGCAACCAAAACAUGCCAACAAUUACUCCAUAACAGAAGAUGGAAUUGUUCAACUGUUGAAACAGCUCCAACGUUUAAACCGGAUUUACUAAGAGCUACAAAAGAACAAGCUUUUGUAUACGCUUUAAGCUCAGCAGCUUUAGCUCAUCAGAUUGCGAAAGCUUGCGCAUCGGGGAGCAUACAAAUGUGCAGUUGUGGAAACAAACCCCGUGCAUCAUCACCGAAGGAAUUCCGUUGGGGCGGAUGUCCAGACAAUGUUAAACAGGGGGUGCGAUUUUCCAAAAGGUUCAUUGAAGCCGCCGAAAAGCUCGAAAAGAAGGACAAAAAGAAAAACUGGUACAAAUACUGGCUUGACGAGGGUAUCGAACUUACCAGGUGGAAUAAAGAAAUCUCCAGUAUUAAUAACCACAACAGUCGAGUUGGAAGAAAGGCAAUAGGUGGAACUCUUAAGGACGCCUGUAAAUGUCACGGAAUGUCUGGAUCAUGUACAUUAAAAACCUGUUGGAAAACUCUGCCGCCACUUGCCGAAAUUGGAAAUAAGCUGUUGACGUAUUACGAUAACGCCAAAGAAGUACCAUACGACAAAGAAACGAAUAAUGUUCAAGUUUCUAAAAUAACAUUUGCUAAAGGAAAUCAACUAAUAUAUUUAUCAAAAUCUCCGAACUAUUGCACUAGAAAUGAAAGCCUAGGGAGUUUGGGAACAGUUGGAAGAGAAUGCAACAGCACUUCUCAAGGGUUGGAUAGUUGCCACAAUAUGUGCUGCGGACGGGGGUACCGCACAAUCAGAGAGGAAAAAGAAGAACAAUGCUUUUGUAAAUAUUUUCAUUGCUGCUAUGUUAAAUGCAAAACGUGUCGAACAGUGAUAGAAAAACAAAUUUGUAAUUGA
Messenger RNA from Agrilus planipennis (emerald ash borer), 1324 nucleotides. Its product is annotated as protein Wnt-11b-1-like. The record is from RefSeq and is a predicted model, not a curated record. Lineage: Eukaryota; Metazoa; Arthropoda; Insecta; Coleoptera; Buprestidae. Gene Ontology annotation, biological process: multicellular organism development; cell fate commitment; neuron differentiation. Gene Ontology annotation, cellular component: extracellular region. The transcript has 5 exons. The coding region runs from base 158 to 1324 and encodes 388 amino acids. Gene Ontology annotation, molecular function: frizzled binding; cytokine activity.